GCUGCGGCCUAGCUCUCUAUCCAAGGCCCAAGCGCAUCCCCGGGGGCCCAUCGUAGCCGUCCUCGAUCUCCCUCGCUCCGCAGCACACCACUCGUAGCCGCCGGCAAGGCGACUGACCUCUUUCCUGCUGCCGAGCGCCAUCGUCUCCUCGGACCAUCUCACCUCAGAGCUGCUGCGACCGCCGGCCAACCCGUCUAGGUCUUGUCCCUGCCGCUUCCUGAGCCUAGAACAUCUUUGCAUUUUGGAGAGUCUCCACUCGGAGCUAUUGUACAGUCUCCAUCCCUUUCAACGAGAUGGCACGUCAGUCUGCUCUCUCGCUUGUGAGGGAUCGAGCAAAGACGGGAGCGCUGAAGCGUCUGACUCUGAGUUCAUCGAAGACGGCUGGGAGGAACUCGUCUGGGCGCAUCACCUCUUUCCACCGUGGUGGAGGGGCCAAGAGGUUGCAGAGGAAGGUCGAUGUGAAACGCGACGCCUGUUCCACGGGUAUUGUGGAGCGGAUCGAGUACGACCCGAAUCGCUCCUCGAGCCUUGCUCUUGUGCGAUGGGUGCAAGGGGUGCAUUUCCGCCGCCCCAAGAGUCCACAAGAACUCAGUGCCAUGUCUCAAAUCCAACAAUCUGCUACAGCUGAUGUCUCCGGCCGGUUUUCCCUUGCUGCAUUAUCUAGUAGAGUGCAUAAAGAUAAGGAAGCUUCUGCACUGUACUCUGCUCUGGGAAAUGGAGAUAUUUCUGCAUCUCUUAAAUCUGGUGCGUCAUCGAGCUUACCGAGGAUAGCUGUAGCUGGUGCCAAGCCCACAUUCUUUGCUCAAGCCAAAGCGGAUGAAGAAGGAAAACAUACAUUUUCCUUUACUGAGAUUCAGAAAUGGGCAACAGAUGAUGUGCUUUGGGCACAGAGAAUGAAGCGUCAAGCUGCACUCUCCUGGCAGAAUGAACUGAAGAAGAAACAUUUGCUUAAGACACAAGCUAACAGCUUCAGUAGCUUGGCAGCAAAGACUAGUGGUACGAGUAAAGGGCCAAAGGGAAAGGCUGAUUGCAUACCAGUGUCUUAUAUAUUGGCCAGUCACCAGUGCAUGCCAGGUAGUACAGUGAUGAACUAUAAUUCCUCGAAGCCUUCUAAGAGUUCAGCCUCUUCACCAUAUUCCUUGGAAAAUCAGUUCGAUAUAAUUGAUCUCAACUCAAAGGUUGGAAAUUGUAUACCAUUAGCCAAUGCACGAAUUGGAACCUGGGUGCAUAAUAUUGAAUGUCGUCCUGGUCAGGGUGGGAAGAUGGUUCGAGCAGCUGGUACAUAUGCUAAGGUAGUCCAGGAGCCAGGCGCCAAGUGUGUCCUGCGCCUUCCCUCAGGUGCUGAGAAGGCUGUUGAUUCAAGAUGCCAUGCUACAAUUGGUAUAGUCUCCAACCCAAGCCAUGGUACACGCAAGCUAAGAAAGGCAGGGCACAGCAGGUGGUUAGGCAGACGCCCUGUUGUCCGUGGUGUUGCUAUGAAUCCUGUGGAUCAUCCCCAUGGUGGAGGCGAGGGGCGUACUAAAGGAGGCAGGCCUUCAGUUUCUCCCUGGGGAAAGCCCACCAAAGCAGGGUACCGAUCACCAAGUGUGGCCAGUCGGAAAGCGUUUGCUGGAACAAAGCUCAUACAGUUCAGAAAAUAAAGAAUAUGUGUUUGUGGCAGAGGGAACUGUGAUAAUCGACUUGAUUCUGGUGCAGCAGAAGAAAUGGUUGUUAUCACUCCAAUCGACAACACAGAAUAAAUGUUUUCACUCCAAUGGUUGUUAUCGCUACUUUUCCCCUUUUGUCAUUCUGCAGAAACUAGCUCUUCAUGAAACCUGAUUAGUGAAUUUCUUCCUGUAUUUCUUUUGCUUCUUUAACACUUGGCAAAUUUGGCUAUGGUUCCACGGCUCUGAUUGAGAAGGGAUGCUCUUACCUUUUUGGUCAAGGCCUGUCCAAAACUAAGAAACACAUGUUGGUAGUAUGAUUUUUCUCUCUA
Zea mays is the source of this 1975-nucleotide messenger RNA. Its product is annotated as 50S ribosomal protein L2, mitochondrial-like. The transcript has 2 exons. Gene Ontology annotation, molecular function: structural constituent of ribosome; RNA binding. Lineage: Eukaryota; Viridiplantae; Streptophyta; Magnoliopsida; Poales; Poaceae. Gene Ontology annotation, biological process: mitochondrial translation. Bases 294 to 1640 code for a protein of 448 amino acids. The record is from RefSeq and is marked validated. Gene Ontology annotation, cellular component: ribosome; mitochondrial large ribosomal subunit.